AUGAGAGCAUGUGUAAAUAUUUUGUUUUUAUAUUUCUUAAUAUCCGGUUAUAAAGCUUUGCCUCUAGAAGAUGGUGAAGAUUUAAACGGAGAUGGUAACAUUGAUAAUAGUAUUGAUGGUGAUGAUAAUACUAUAGACAUAUCUCAUUUGGGAACAGAGGUAUACGGCACACCGAAGAAUGAAAGUGGUGAUUCAGUGUCAACAUGGUCAGAAUCAUCAUUAAUGAAUCCCGAGGAAAUGGGCGGGUAUGCCGAAGGUGAUAUUUUGAUUCCAAAACCCCUUGGCAGGAAUGGGAUCAGCCAUGAAACUUACCGGUGGCCAGGUGGCAUCAUUCCUUAUGUUAUUGAGGGAUAUUUUAAUCAGCAGCAACGUGACACAAUCAUGAGUGCGAUUGCUGAUUAUCACCGGCUGACGUGCCUCCGGUUUGUUCCUUACAAUGGCAAACAGCAAGACUACAUCAUAAUACAAAGUAGAAACACUGGAUGUUGGUCGAGCGUCGGACGGAUUGGUGGCCGUCAGGAAGUGAAUCUGCAGUCCCCUGGCUGUGUUACCAAGAAGGGUACCGUGUUGCAUGAGUUACUGCACGCCAUCGGCUUCAUGCAUGAACAAAGUCGUCCCGAGCGAGACGACUUCGUUAAUGUCAUGUACAAUAAUAUAAAACCCGGAACAGAGAACAACUUCAGAAAAGAAGAGAAGAGGAAUACAAAUGACUUCGGCGUAUCAUACGACUACAAUAGCGUGAUGCAUUACUCUGAAUAUGCGUUCUCAAGAAACUCACGGAAAACCAUCGAACCUAAGGUGGGCGGGUACACACUGGGCCAGAGAGAGGGCCUCAGCCGCGGUGAUGUUAAGAAAGUGAACAAUAUGUACAAAUGCAAGAAAGAAGGCACGAAUGUACAAGGAGAUAAGAAAAGAGAACCUCAAACUGGCUGGCUGGGUGGUAUCUGGCAAUCUCUCUUCGGCGGCAACAAGGAUAACGAGUAA
Messenger RNA from Achroia grisella, 984 nucleotides. RefSeq names its product zinc metalloproteinase nas-1-like. The transcript has 8 exons. Bases 1 to 984 code for a protein of 327 amino acids. The record is from RefSeq and is a predicted model, not a curated record. Lineage: Eukaryota; Metazoa; Arthropoda; Insecta; Lepidoptera; Pyralidae. Gene Ontology annotation, biological process: proteolysis. Gene Ontology annotation, molecular function: metalloendopeptidase activity; zinc ion binding.